AAGCGAAUCCAGGAAGUGUUUUUGUUACUGAAGGCGGAAGCAUAUAUUCCACAGAAGCUGGAAGUCUUUUAGUGGAAGGGGAGAAAACGCUGUUAACGAGAAAUAACAUCGUUUUAAGUCACUCUACACACGGUACAGCGAAUCUUGUUUUUCGUUGUCGGCUUGCCUGGAUCACCGCUGUUUUUGCCACCCGGAGUGUGAUUUCUGACCUCGCUCACAAUCGGCGCGUGGACUUCCAACCCUUCCCAGACUCCGAGUAUUUAGUUUGUUCCCUAACAGUCUCUGUCAAUGGCUGGACGUGGUGGUGGAGGACCGAACAGGCCUAAUGGUGCUGCAGCAGCAAAUAAAAUCUGCCAGUUCAAGCUGGUCCUGCUGGGGGAGUCAGCGGUGGGGAAGUCGAGCUUAGUGCUGCGCUUUGUCAAAGGGCAGUUCCACGAAUUCCAGGAGAGCACCAUUGGAGCCGCUUUCCUCACUCAGACAGUCUGUCUUGAUGACACCACUGUGAAGUUUGAGAUCUGGGACACAGCAGGUCAGGAGCGCUACCACAGUCUGGCUCCAAUGUACUACAGAGGGGCUCAAGCAGCCAUCGUGGUCUAUGACAUUACCAACACAGACACUUUUGAUCGUGCGAAAAAUUGGGUGAAGGAGCUUCAGAGGCAGGCCAGUCCCAACAUAGUGAUCGCUCUGGCUGGCAACAAAGCGGACAUCGCAAACAAGAGAGCUGUCGAGUUUCAGGAGGCACAAGCCUAUGCCGAUGACAACAGUCUGCUUUUUAUGGAGACCUCAGCCAAGACUGCUAUGAAUGUCAAUGAAAUUUUCAUGGCUAUAGCAAAGAAGCUACCGAAGAGCGAGCCCCAGGGUACAGCUGGACAAGGUGGGCGGACAAGGACAGGAGUAGAUCUAGAACAAACUAACCCUCAGGGCAGCAGCAGCAGCCGGUGCUGCGGCGGCAACUAGGAAGCAAGAAAAAACGAACUUGGUGAACGAGCCCUGAACAUCAUUUUAAGGACAGCAUGUAGCAAAAAGCCAGAGAGGCAGGAGAGGGCAGAACCACUCGCCACUUCCACAGUGAGAUUACAGAUGAGAUUAUCUGCAUCCCGUUUGAUUAAAGGAACUUUUGUAAAGCAAAUCAUAAGCUAGAGGGAAUUCCCAAGAUCCCUCACUACUUCUCUGUCUUUUCCUUCUGUGUCUGUCCGCCUCCCUGUUGAUCUUUAGCAUCUCUCUGAUGAUCGAACGCUGUUAUAAAUGAAUUUGAAGCAUGAUGCUGAGGUUGUUGGAAUUGUUGGAGUGAAUGUAUAUCUGUGUGUGUGUGUGUGUGUGUGUGUGUCUGUGUGUGUCUGUGUGUGUGUAGAAUAUGUAUAUUUAUAUAUGCACACACGUUUUCUACUCCUGUCAUUUGCCUAUAUUCAGUGGAUUUAAAAAGAAAACGACCCAAAAAUAUUAAUCCUUAAAUUACAAAUGGUAGAGCGAUUUAAUCUUUUUUUCUUAAUGCAGCAUAAGGUCCCAUUUUCACCUGACAUUAGCAUGUGUAAGUUGUCUUGAUAGUGACAGGUGACAUUUGGAGUUAGCAGUUAGCCCUUGUAUAAAAUCAUCUGACCGUGUCCUGACGUUGUCUCUAUAUGCAGGUUAGUCGGGUUGGUUGGUUAGUUCACAAGUUAAAAAAAAAAAGAUGGAUCUUUUAUCUUUGCAAGUUGCCCAUCUCUGUGUCCAGAAAUUAAUAUUAUCCAUUUCUGGAAAGAGGAGAUAGAAGACUUUGAAGGUUCUGCUUAACAUUUCAGUUUAAUGAUGCGAGCAGGAAGAGGCAGAACUUGUUGGGUAGAUGAUUUUUUUUUAACUUAAUGUUGUUAGGCUGCACUGACUGCAUUUACACUAACAGAUCUAAUCAGAGUGCAAGCCAAGCACCUCUAAAUGUGGCCUGGAUUGUCUGAUUACAUACCGAUCACAGUGCAUAAAAUUACACCUGCAUUCCUUAUACUUUCCCAUCAUUAAAUUAUCUAGUUGCAGAUCACAUUGUAAUGCCAGGUGUAGAGGUGGCUUUGGUUAUUCUUAAUAGGGAGUUGGGUAAGACUGUUAUAAGAAAAGCUCAAGACUUUGCUUGCUGAGGGUGGUCGUGAUUGGAGGGGCUACACUUCUGAAGAGGCUGUACCAUAAAUGCAGUUGUUUUCUUGCAUUGUUUUAUUGCUAACUGUAACACCGGAGAGUUGCUAGCCUUUUUUUAAAGAAAUGUGAAAUAACUUGUAAAUCUGAAAUGAAAUAAAUAACAUACAAGAUUCA
Molecule: messenger RNA, 2274 nt
Organism: Oreochromis niloticus (Nile tilapia)
Lineage: Eukaryota; Metazoa; Chordata; Actinopteri; Cichliformes; Cichlidae
Product: ras-related protein Rab-5C
Exons: 6
Coding region: 289-957 (222 amino acids)
Molecular function (GO): GTPase activity; GTP binding
Source: RefSeq, a predicted model, not a curated record